Messenger RNA from Phaeodactylum tricornutum CCAP 1055/1, 1639 nucleotides. RefSeq lists its product with no specific name. The transcript is spliced from 3 exons. Bases 92 to 1513 code for a protein of 473 amino acids. The record is from RefSeq and is a predicted model, not a curated record. Gene Ontology annotation, biological process: proteolysis. Gene Ontology annotation, cellular component: mitochondrion. Lineage: Eukaryota; Bacillariophyta; Bacillariophyceae; Surirellales; Neidiaceae. Gene Ontology annotation, molecular function: metalloendopeptidase activity; metal ion binding.
CGCCAGUCGAACUAAAUACCUUCCAUCCUUCUGGAUUGUGUGAGAGUGUGUAUUAGCGCCCCGUCGCCUCGCAUUGCACCUAUAUCCAUCCAUGGCUCUUCGUCUUUCUCUUUCCAAGUGGAGUCGUCCGACGGCUCGCGCAUCGUCGCGAUGUGCCUUAUCCACCGCCACGGCCGCCUUUCCGGAUUACGUCUUGCGGGCGCCGACGACGGACGUCACGACGUUGGAUUCGGGAUUGCGCGUGGCGUCCGAAACGGUGCAAGGGUCGGAAACGGCCACGGUGGGCGUCUGGAUCGACGCCGGGUCGCGCUACGAAACGGCCCGGAACAACGGCGUCGCCCACUUUCUCGAACAUUUGGCCUUUAAAGGGACGGAACAACGGACCCAGCCGCAACUCGAACUCGAAAUCGAAAAUAUGGGGGGACACCUCAACGCCUACACCUCGCGCGAACAGACCGUGUACUUUGCCAAGGUCUUUAAGGAUGACGUCGGGAAAGCCGUCGAGAUUCUUUCCGAUAUCCUCUUGCACUCCAAGUUGGACGAGGCCGCCAUUGACCGGGAACGCGACGUCAUUCUCCGCGAAAUGGCCGAAGUCAACAAGCAACAGGAAGAAUUGGUGCUCGAUCAUUUGCACGCCACCGCCUUUCAGGGAACCGGACUCGGACGUACCAUUCUCGGUCCGGAAGAGAACAUCCGCUCCCUUUCGCGUACCGACCUCGUUGAUUACAUUCAGCAACACUACACCGCGCCCCGGAUGGUCAUUGCCGGAGCCGGAGCCAUUGAUCACGAUCAGCUUUGCGGACUCGCGAGUCAGCACUUUGGUGAAUUGCCCACCGCACCCAAGGAUGGACUCGAACUCGCCAUGGAACCAGCCAUCUUUACCGGAUCGGAUUAUCUCGUCAAGUUUAACUCGGACGACACGGCCCAUAUUGCCAUUGCCUUUGAAGCCGCUUCGUGGACUUCCGAAUACGCUUUCCCCCUCAUGCUCAUGCAAAUCAUGCUCGGAUCCUACAACCGCACUCAGGGACUCGGACGCAACCAUGCUUCUCGCCUCUGCCAAGAAGUGGCCGAACACGAACUCGCACAUUCGGUCAGCGCCUUUAACACGUGCUACAAGGAUAUCGGUCUCUUUGGCGUCUACAUGGUCGCCCCCGACAAAAAGGUCGACGACCUCAUGUGGCACGUCAUGAACAAUCUCGUCCGCUUGGUCCACACACCGUCGGAAGAAGAAGUCGAACGCGCCAAGCUCAACCUCAAGGCUAUUAUGCUCAUGGGGCUGGACGGACACGCCAACGUGGCCGAAGACAUUGGCCGCCAAUUGCUCACGUACGGACGCCGCAUGACGCCGGCCGAGAUCUUUUCGCGUAUCGACGCCGUCACCAAGGACGAUAUUCGAGCAACGGCGGCCAAAUUCAUCAACGACCAAGAUCACGCCCUCGCGGCCGUCGGAGGAAUCCAUGAACUGCCCGACUAUACUUGGGUCCGCCGCCAUUCCUACUGGCUGCGUUACUAGACACACACACGCACACACACGUGUGUUGGUGGAGUCGGCGGGACAGAAUAGUGGCGAAAAACGCGAGCGAGGAUCGUCGCUAUUAUACAUGGUAACGAGAAAGUAAAGACCAAAAAAAGACCUUUG